Molecule: messenger RNA, 3660 nt
Organism: Penicillium robsamsonii
Lineage: Eukaryota; Fungi; Ascomycota; Eurotiomycetes; Eurotiales; Aspergillaceae
Exons: 3
Coding region: 1-3660 (1219 amino acids)
Cellular component (GO): nucleus; cytoplasm
Molecular function (GO): protein binding
Source: RefSeq, a predicted model, not a curated record
AUGGGUGACCCUCUCUCGAUCGCAGCUGGCAUCGCCGGAUUCCUCUCGCUUGGGAUUCAGGUGACGCAAACCUUGAUGGAUUUCUAUUCAGUCUACAAAAACCAAGACACUGAUAUCUCAAAGAUCACCCAAAAUAUGGAGAGCCUUCAAAGCACUUUUCGCUCCCUAGAAAUUGCAAUCCAACAACGUCAAAGUCGGCCUAACGCAGAAGGGCUACUUCAAGAAGUCGACAAGGCUACACAGAGAUGCCAUGAAAUAGUUAGAGAGCUCGAGGCUGAGUGCCAGAAACUUUAUAAUGAACCGGGUACCUGCUUGAAAGGUCGUCUUCAAGUCACUGGACGUCGCGUUACCUAUCCGUUCCGAAAAAGUACAAUUCAGAAAAUCGAAGAGGAUGUUAGCGACAUCCGCGAAAACUUGUUAUUUGCACUAAAUGUGCUACAGUUUAAAAGCCACAAUAGGAUUGAGGAUGAAAUAUCGACUGUCCAAUCUCUUCUCGAGCGGAUGAGCUCAAGCCAAAUCUCUUUCGUUAUCCAUGAGACUUAUGAACGCAUACUUUGUGGCAUCGAUGAAACAUAUAUUGAGGAUGUACGGCGUAUGCUUAUCGUGCUCUCUUUAUCUGUUCAACCUCUCACUAUUAAUGAGUUAAUCGACGCUCAUGCGGUAGAACUUGGUGAAUCGCCGUAUCUAGAUCGGGAGGACAGAUCCUACGAACAAGAUGAUCUCGUUGAUACUUGUCUCGGUCUUAUAGAGAUUGUGGAAGUCAAUGAUAGUGAUAGGGGAAAAAUCUCAAUCGCUCGCAUCGCUCACUUCUCCGUCCAAGAGUACCUUCAAUCGGAUCGCAUUCGUCAACAGAAAGCUGCAACAUUUGCCAUUGAAAGAGAAUCUGCUAGCGCGGAAGUUGCACAAAUCUGCCUAGUUUAUCUAUUAGACCCGAGGCUAUCAGACGGCAUUCUGAAUGAGGUGAAGCUUCGAGAAUUUCCACUUGCUCACUUCGCUGCCAAGCAUUGGUAUCACUAUUAUCAGGCAUCCGAAGAGGGAAAGAUAAAGGCUGAAGAGCUUUUGUUGAGGUUCUUCCAGAGGGAGGCAAAUUCUUUCCUAACCUGGAUUAUGCUAUACGAGGUUGACCGUCCAUGGAACCGAGGGAUCAGUUUUCAACAAUUCCCUCAUAUGGGAUCGCCUCUAUACUAUGCAUCGUUUCUAGGACUAGAGGCCAUUGCAUGGAGUAUCCUAGCGAGGUACGAUGGGUCGUCUAGUCUGAAUAGCUCAGUUCAUGCCCAUGGCGGAUUCUAUGGCAAUGCACUUCAAGCAGCAUCGAGCCAGGGUCACAAAGAGGUGGUCCAACUACUCCUAGAUCAAGGUGCCGACGUGAACGCGCAGGGUGGAUACUAUGGCAAUGCACUUCAAACAGCAUCGAGCCAGGGUCACAAAGAGGUGGUCCAACUACUCCUAGAUCAAGGUGCCGACGUGAACGCCUAUGGCGGAUUCUAUGAUAAUAUACUUCAAGCAGCAUCGAGCCCGGGUCACAAAGAGGUGGUCCAACUACUCCUAGAUCAAGAUGUCGACGUGAACGCGCAGGGUGGAUACUAUGGUAAUGCACUUCAAGCAGCGUCAAUAGAUGGCCACAAAGAGGUGGUCCAACUACUCCUAGAUCAAGGUGCCGACGUGAACGCGCAGGGUGGAGAGUAUGGCAAUGCACUUCAGGCAGCGUUAAUGGAUGGCCACGAAGAGGUGGUCCAACUACUCCUUAAUCAAGGUGCCGACGUCAACGCGCAGGGUGGAGAGUAUAGCAAUGCACUUCAGGCAGCGUCAAAGGGGGGUCACAAAGAGGUGGUCCAACUACUCCUAGAUCAAGGUGCCGACGUGAACGCCCAGGGUGGAUACUAUGACAAUGCACUUCAAGCAGCAUCGAGCCAGGGUCACAAAGAGGUGGUUCAACUACUCCUAGGUCAAGGUGCCGACGUGAACGCGCAGGGUGGAGUGUAUGGUAAUGCACUUCAAACAGCGUCAAUGAAUGGCCACAAAGAGGUGGUCCAACUACUCCUAGAUCAAGGUACCGACGUGAACGCGCAGGGUGGAUACUAUGGCAAUGCACUUCAAGCAGCGUCAAAUGGGGGCCACAAAGAGGUGGUCCAACUACUCCUAGAUCAAGGUGCCGACGUGAAUGCCCAUGGCGGAUUCUAUGAUAAUAUACUUCAAGCAGCAUCGAGCCCGGGUCACAAAGAGGUGGUCCAACUACUCCUAGAUCAAGAUGUCGACGUGAACGCGCAGGGUGGAUACUAUGGUAAUGCACUUCAAGCAGCGUCAAAAGGGGGCCAUAAAGAGGUGGUCCAACUACUCCUAGAUCAAGGUGCCGACGUGAACGCCCAUAGCGGAUUCUAUGAUAAUGCACUUCAAGCAGCAUCGAGCCAGGGUCAUAAAGAGGUGGUUCAACUACUCCUAGAUCAAAGUGCCGACGUGAACGCGCAGGGUGGAUACUAUGGCAAUGCACUUCAGGCAGCGUUAAUGAAUGGCCACAAAGAGGUGGUCCAACUACUCCUAGAUCAAGGUGCCGACGUGAACGCCCAUAGUGGAUUCUAUGGCAAUGCACUUCAAACAGCAUCGAGCCAGGGUCACAAAGAGGUGGUCCAACUACUCCUAGAUCAAGGUGCCGACGUGAACGCCUAUGGCGGAUUCUAUGAUAAUGCACUUCAAGCAGCAUCGAGCCCGGGUCACAAAGAGGUGGUCCAACUACUCCUAGAUCAAGGUGCCGACGUGAACGCGCAGGGUGGAUACUAUGGCAAUGCACUUCAGGCAGCGUCAAUAGAUGGCCACAAAGAGGUGGUCCAACUACUCCUAGAUCAAGGUGCCGACGUGAACGCGCAGGGUGGAGAGUAUGGCAAUGCACUUCAGGCAGCGUUAAUGGAUGGCCACGAAGAGGUGGUCCAACUACUCCUUGAUCAAGGUGCCGACGUCAACGCGCAGGGUGGAGAGUAUAGCAAUGCACUUCAGGCAGCGUCAAAGGGGGGUCACAAAGAGGUGGUCCAACUACUCCUAGAUCAAGCAUCGAGCCAGGGUCACAAAGAGGUGGUUCAACUACUCCUAGGUCAAGGUGCCGACGUGAACGCGCAGGGUGGAGUGUAUGGUAAUGCACUUCAGGCAGCGUCAAUAGAUGGCCACAAAGAGGUGGUCCAACUACUCCUAGAUCAAGGUGCCGACGUGAACGCCCAGGGUGGACACUAUGGCAAUGCACUCCAGGCAGCGUUAAUGGAUGGCCACAAAGAGGUGGUUCAACUACUCCUAGAUCAAAGUGCCGACGUGAACGCGCAGGGUGGAUACUAUGACAAUGCACUUCAAGCAGCAUCGAGCCAGGGUCACAAAGAGGUGGUUCAACUACUCCUAGGUCAAGGUGCCGACGUGAACGCGCAGGGUGGAGUGUAUGGUAAUGCACUUCAGGCAGCGUCAAUAGAUGGCCACAAAGAGGUGGUCCAACUACUCCUAGAUCAAGGUGCCGACGUGAACGCCCAGGGUGGACACUAUGGCAAUGCACUUCAGGCAGCGUCAAGGUGGCACCACAAAGAGGUGGUUCAACUACUCCUAGAUCAAGGUGCCGACGUGAAUGCGCAGGGUGGAGAGUAUGGUGAUGCAUGCCAAGGUGCCAAUGUGGGCACAGAAUCACCUUAG